AUGCGGUUCCUCGUUUCUGCUGAUGAAACUGGCAAUGUUAAGGAGGUGAUAUGCUCUUCUGGAACUGACACAUCACAGAAAGAUGCUUUGCAACCUGAGCUCAUACGAAGCGUCUUGGAGGACUCAGAUCGCCUGACAGUGAAAACGAGGAUCAGAUUGAUGAGAAUUAUGAAGGAUAAUGUUUUGCUCGCGGCUCGUAUUGGAGGUUACGUUGACUUUUACGAUGUUUCUGAUAGAUCUUCCGAUAAUUUCGGUAAGCUCCUACGUUCAGUUGGGUUAGGCUGUGAGAAGGGUGCCAAACCGAUCGCAUUAGAGUUAAAUGAAUCACUCGGGAUUGCCAUGGUUGCUCUAGAAUCGUCAGACUUAUACAUUAUCAGCAUCAACGAAGCUGAUUCUGCUCCCAUCACCAUUAAACUUCCGGGAAGAACCCCUGAAGCGACGUCCAUAAGUGCAUUUACCUCAAAUGCAGCAAGGCCCGGUGUUUUCGCAUAUGGUGGUAAGGACAACGAUCUUCAGAUAAUCAAGCUUUAUGACGAAAACCAGGUGAAGAAAAAGGGGUUUAAAUUUGCAGAUGCCGGCUCAUGGAAGCCAAAAGUUCUUUUCAAGGCGGAAAACGUCGAGCCGGAUCACCUCGGGCUUGAUGUACCUAUCUGGGUCACAGGCAUUCUCUUUCAAAAAAGCACCGGAUCCAAACACUUCAAACUUGUCACGUCAACUUGGUACGGCCACAUACGAAAGUACGAUACACUGAGUGAUGAGGAGCCAAUUGCUUCGUACAAAGUUUGUGAAAAACCAAUCACUAAUUUGCGAUUCGCCACAGAUAGUGAGGAAGACAUUAUCAUUACGGAUACGCAUACCUAUGUUGCUAAACUCUCUUUGAUAAAGGUUGAUGCGAAGGCCGUGCGAAUUGUGUCAGCUUCCGCAGGGACAUUUUACAGACCAUCACUCAAGGUGCUCGGAAGAUACUCACAGGGUGGUAAUACUGGCGCAAUUAAUAGCGUGGAACACUCCCCAGCAUCAGAGAUUGUCGCGACUGGUGGUUUGGACAGAUACUUGCGAGUGUUUGAUGUGAAGACACGCAAUUUACUAGCCAAAGUGUACGUUGGAACUCAGAUAAGCAGCAUUGUGUUCAUUGAGGACGAUUCACUGCUGAACUCCGAGAAGGAAGCGGCCGAAAUCGAACAACAGCAGGAAGACGAGUUAUGGGAGCAGCUCGAGGACAAGAAAGAGGUCGAUGACAAGCCUCUUAUUACCAAAAAAAGGAGACGUAUCUAG
Molecule: messenger RNA, 1275 nt
Organism: Candidozyma pseudohaemuli
Lineage: Eukaryota; Fungi; Ascomycota; Pichiomycetes; Serinales; Metschnikowiaceae
Gene: NSA1
Product: ribosome biosynthesis protein
Exons: 1
Coding region: 1-1275 (424 amino acids)
Biological process (GO): ribosomal large subunit biogenesis
Cellular component (GO): preribosome, large subunit precursor; nucleolus
Molecular function (GO): protein binding
Source: RefSeq, a predicted model, not a curated record